Pristis pectinata (smalltooth sawfish) is the source of this 1953-nucleotide messenger RNA. RefSeq names its product atonal bHLH transcription factor 8 (gene atoh8). Gene Ontology annotation, molecular function: DNA-binding transcription factor activity; protein dimerization activity. The transcript has 4 exons. The record is from RefSeq and is a predicted model, not a curated record. Bases 208 to 1059 code for a protein of 283 amino acids. NCBI's taxonomy places the organism in Eukaryota, Metazoa, Chordata, Chondrichthyes, Rhinopristiformes, Pristidae.
UCCGAUUUCAUUUCAGAUCUCCAGACGUUAUCCCAGCCCGAUCUGCUGAAUAUGUUUGGAUAGAUCGAUGUCAGUUGGGCAUCGUGAGGCCACUCACUUGCCAGGCUCUAAUCUACCUGGCCAGCACCCGACCGCUCCCGGGUGGUGUCAAAGGGCUGAGUGGAUCACAGGAAGACCUUGCUGCUCAGCUCCCGACCCGCUGCCAGAAUGAGGACUUCGGGAAACCUGGAAGUGACUGAAUGGAAGAAACUGUGUGUCAAAGGGAUCGGUACAAUAAAGAGAUUGAAACGGAAAAACCGUGAUGUCCUGAGGCACGGCGAGAUGGAGAAAGUUUACCGGGCUGAGCCGGACCCUUUGAUCGCCCGGCUGGCUGACAGCAACGGCCGCUGCAAUGGGACGGUCCGGGGCAACGGCGCCACCGCCACUUGCAAAGACUCGCGGGCUGAUGUUGUGGAUUUGCGCAGGAUUGCGGCCGUGGCGAGCGCGCCGGCUGGAGGAGGAGGAGGAGGUGGGGGAAGGGGAGGGGAGGAUGAGGCUCCCAGCCCUCCGUCUCCUGCCCCAGGUCGGGGCAAACCGGCUCGGGCACCCCCGUCCCAAGUGUGCGCCUUCGAAUCGCAGGCGUUCCCGGAGCCGCCGAGUCUCCAGCCCCGGAUUGUGCUCUGCCAGCGAUCUCCCGGAGGCUCCUACACAUCGAUCCCGCACGCAAACUACAAUCCAUCACCCAGGAAACGGCCGGGGGAGACUUCCAACGCCUCCACCGAGAUCAAAGCCAUUCAGCAGACUCGGAGGCUGUUGGCGAACGCCAGAGAGAGGACCAGGGUCCACACCAUCAGCGCAGCUUUCGAAGCCCUUAGGAAACAGGUUCCUUGCUAUUCCUAUGGACAGAAGCUGUCGAAGCUGGCGAUCCUAAGGAUAGCGUGUAAUUACAUCCUGUCCCUGGCCAGGCUGGCUGACCUCGACUACAGCUCGGAUCACAGCAACAUGAGCUUCUCCGAGUGUGUGGAGCAAUGCACCAAGACAUUGCAGGCGGAGGGAAGAUCAAAAAAGAGGAAGGAAUGAUCCAGUGGAGGAGCGACAUUUCACAGGAACAUCACACAAUGCGCUGAUGUCUAGCCAACACUGGCAGGGAGGCAGAAAAUGAAGAGCAGAUAUAGAAUUACAGGAGACAUUAUGCAGAAGAGAUAUCAAACCGAAAAAGAAAUGAUGCUGCCUGUUUAAGAUAAUAAGUUCUUUUUCUUGGUAACACAAUAUCAGAGUACAGGAACAGUGAAUUUCUGGACAUAAUCUUUUCAGCACUUUCCCGUUUUGUUGUGUUCGAGGAUGACAUUUGUUUGAGCCCUCCUUUACCCUAAGAACACCAAUUACAGGAUAAUGAGGAAUACACAAUUUUACAUAGAUAACUUGCUUUCUUAAACUUAGGAGAAUUAAAAGCAGACUCUGAGACUGAAUUAACCAUAAGCACAUACUGGCCCAAUGGGUACAAUGUAAUGCAUUGUGUAAUUAUGGCUGUAACAAGAAUUUAUAAAGCUGUAGAGGAGGUCGUAACGAUUAUCUGUGUCCCGGGAUUAAUUGCAUGUUUUUGAUAUUGUAAAUCUGAGUAACUUGCUGGAAAAGGGUCUGUUAAAUUUGACAAGUUAAACUAAUGCUGGUGCCACCAGUGCUAGGCAUUUCCAAAUGCCAAUUCUUUUGGCAAGCUGGUUAAAAUAACGAUGACCCCGCAUGUGAUCUUCUGUGUAUUUUCCAGCUUGUGUCCUGGCCGGAUUUCCUGCUGAUAGUAAGUUGCAGCAGGGCCUCUGUCUGUCUCCUUAGAAACAAGUGGUCGGACAAUCAGGAAGCCUACUGAUGUUACGUGCACUUUAUGAUCUCUGUAAUCACACUGCCCUCUAUUAUUGCGGGGUCAUAUUAAUCACUAGUAUUAAUGUAUAAAUGUUUAUAAAAGUUUAUGAGACUCUG